AUGGCCCAACCCGCACCCACCGACACCACCAUGCCAGAAAUCCCUCCCACAGCCCCAGCACCACAACCCUCCGCCGCAACCACCACCAGCACCGCCACGAACGCCUCCAAAAAGAAGAAAAAGCGCAAAGCAAAACCCGCCGCCCCCUCAGUCCCGGCCCCCCUCACCAUCCGCAACCCCCCCUGGACCUACCUGCACCUAACCUCGCACACCUCCCCCGUGGACCCCACGCCCCUGGACGCACUAACGGCGCGCACUCGCCUAACAACCGCGCUGCAGCAGUUCCUCGGCCUCACGGGCGCGGCUAUCAGCAUCGAUGUGCUUAAGCUUGAGGGCCAGGAUGUGUGGAUCCGCGUGCCGAGGGAGGAUGGAGGGGCGGUGGUUGCGGCUGUGAGUGGGUGGGUGGGUGGAGAUGAGGGGAGGAGGGUUGGAUGGAAGGUUAGAGGGCGGGAUGAGUGGUUGGGAAGGUUGGUGGGGGGGAGUGGGGAGGAUUUGUUCGGGGGUUGA
Messenger RNA from Coniosporium apollinis CBS 100218, 507 nucleotides. RefSeq lists its product as uncharacterized. The record is from RefSeq and is a predicted model, not a curated record. Gene Ontology annotation, molecular function: ribonuclease MRP activity. NCBI's taxonomy places the organism in Eukaryota, Fungi, Ascomycota, Dothideomycetes. Gene Ontology annotation, cellular component: nucleolar ribonuclease P complex; ribonuclease MRP complex. Gene Ontology annotation, biological process: nuclear-transcribed mRNA catabolic process, RNase MRP-dependent; tRNA processing; intronic box C/D snoRNA processing. Bases 1 to 507 code for a protein of 168 amino acids. The transcript has a single exon.